GCGCAAAUGUCUGGUGGGGGGUGUAGCCUCGAGAGGGGGCGAGGCUUUGAUGGCAGAGCGCCGUCCCGGGUCCUCAGAGGCUAGCAAGCUGCAGGCUAAGUGCUCCAAGGAAACCGUCAGGUUUUUAGGUCCUGCAAGUUACCUGGCAACUGACUGAGAUUUCAAGUUAGAGAUGGUAGUGAUGAAUCAACUGAGGGUGAUUCUUCAAGCGUCUCCAUGCAAAUUGCUGUGGAGAAGGUUCCAGGUUCCAAGGUCCAUGCCAGUGAGGCCCUGCAGUCUCUAUACCUGCACUUACAGAACUGGGAACCGAGCCUUGCCUCCAUUGUGGGAGAACUUGGACCUUGUUCCUGCAGGUGAUCGGCAGUCACCCAUCAACAUCCGGUGGAGGGACAGUGUUUAUGAUCCUGACUUAAAACCACUCACCGUCUCUUAUGACCCGGCCACCUGCCUCCACAUCUGGAAUAAUGGGUAUUCUUUCCUUGUGGAAUUUGAAGAUUCUACAGAUAAAUCAAAUAAGAUCAGGUGUUCUGUAAUUGAGGGAGGACCCCUGGAACACAACUACUGAUUGAAGCAGUUUCAUUUUCACUGGGGGGCCAUUGAUGCCUGGGGAUCUGAGCACACUGUGGACAGCAAAUGCUACCCGGCAGAGCUGCACUUGGUGCAUUGGAAUGCAGUUAAAUUUGAAAGUUUUGAGGAUGCGGCCCUGGAAGAAAAUGGACUGGCUGUGAUAGGAGUGUUUUUAAAGCUAGGCAAACAUCAUAAAGAGCUACAGAAAUUGGUGGAUACUUUGCCAUCAAUUAAGCAUAAGGACACCCUUGUGGAAUUUGGGUCCUUUGACCCUUCCUGCCUGAUGCCCAGCUGCCCAGAUUACUGGACCUACUCUGGAUCUCUGACUACCCCACCCCUCUCAGAGUCAGUUACCUGGAUCAUUAAGAAGCAGCCAGUAGAGGUCAAUCAUGAUCAGCUUGAACAGUUUUGGAGCCUGUUCUUCACUUCAGAAGGUGGGAAAGAGAAGAAAAUGGUGGACAACUUCCAUCCCCUUCAGCCACAGAUGAAUCGCACUGUCCGCUCAUCCUUCCGCCAUGAUUAUGUGCUGAACAUACCAACGAAACCCAAGCCAGCUGCCAGCCAAGUGGGCUCCUAA
Molecule: messenger RNA, 1144 nt
Organism: Castor canadensis (American beaver)
Lineage: Eukaryota; Metazoa; Chordata; Mammalia; Rodentia; Castoridae
Source: RefSeq, a predicted model, not a curated record